AUGCCUCUGGUUUCUCAGCUGAAUCAAAAUACACCGACUGUUCAGAUCGCCUCUGUUCUUCCUUCGGCUGUGUCAUCUUCAACAAAUAAUCAAUGUUCGUCAUCUGGAUUAGGAAUGCACAUUCCUGCUGAUGCUCAAGGAGUUAAUCUGCAUUCCCAUUCUGUUUUGAUUCCUCCAUCUAAGUCAUCUUCUCAAGAUCCUUCGAUAGACCGAAUUCUGCCAAAAACUCAGAUCCCGAUUCCUGGAAGAGAUUCUCAGGUUCCUCUUGUUACAUCGAAUGCUCAGAAUCCUUCUACUUUUCAAGUUCCUUCAUCUCCAAUUCUAUUUGGUUCCUUGAAUGCUGUUAUUGAAAAUGGUUUAUCUUCUGUUAUUAUGAUGAGUAUUAAUGAUGCUGCAAAUCCAAAUAAUACAACUGUUGAUGUUGAUUUGGGAAAUGCAAGGGAGAUCGGAAUGGAGGACAUGGAAAAUGGUAGAAAUAUGGCUGUAUUGGGACAGAUAUUCAGUGCUGAUAAGAGUACUGAUAUUGGAGCAUCUGCUGCUGAUGAAUUGAUUACUGAACCAGUUCCACAGGAUAUGAUUAAUGCUUUUAAUAUAAAGCCUGGAUCAGCUGAUGACAUUAAGGGUAAAGAGUUAUUAAGUGAGCUAAAAAUUCAGAAUCCUUUUUCUUUAAUCAUUAAGCAUGGUUUGUCAUCAAAUCAGAUUGUGGUGGAAUCAGAUUCUCAGACAUUAGUUAAAAUGGUGAUGGGCUUAGCUGCUUUUCCAUGGAGGGUGGUUGAUCAGACUUUCUCCUAUCAUCCUGCUCUCUUUUACGCUUCAUUUUGGAUUGAUAGGAGGAAU
Molecule: messenger RNA, 837 nt
Organism: Ilex paraguariensis (yerba mate)
Lineage: Eukaryota; Viridiplantae; Streptophyta; Magnoliopsida; Aquifoliales; Aquifoliaceae
Source: the annotation of a GenBank genome assembly